Penaeus vannamei (Pacific white shrimp) is the source of this 1204-nucleotide messenger RNA. The record is from RefSeq and is a predicted model, not a curated record. NCBI's taxonomy places the organism in Eukaryota, Metazoa, Arthropoda, Malacostraca, Decapoda, Penaeidae.
CGAACGCGCAGGUGUCUCAUCGUCACAACAACAACAAGAGAAGAUGUCGUCGCCGUCGCCCAAUUUACCUCCGUGUCCUCCUCAGCUGAAGACAGUGCAGCAUUAUCUCAAGAUUGCCAAUGACUAUGACAAGAGGGAGCCUGUGGUUGCCUAUUGGGUUCGUCUCUAUGCUCUACAGACGGCACUCAAAUUGGACCGCAAGUCGGCAGAAGCCCGUGCUCUGCUGACUGCCCUUAUGGAUUAUUUAGAAACCUUUAAGAAGACCCAUGCUGAUAAUGAAGCUGUAACAAGCGAUGUAGCAGGCCAAGCUCUUGUAGAAAAUGUUGUUCAUCGGCUCUUCUCGUGGGCAGAUAAUGAAGAUCGCAAUGAAAGGUUCAAUAAGAAUGUUGUGAAAGUAUUCUAUUCAGCUGGAUUGCUGUGUGAUGUCUGUGAGGUUUUUGGGGAGCUGACAGAAGAGGUGGCAUCCCAGAGAAAGUAUGCCAAGUGGAAAGCGACAUAUAUCCAUAAUUGCCUAAAGAAUGGCGAAAAGCCUAUCCCUGGGCCCAUGGGUGGAGAUGAUGAAGGCUUGGGAGAAGACGUAGGAGGAGAGGAAGCGCAAGGGGCUGUGGGUCAUAGUGGAGGAGCUGACUUAGGCUGGUCUCACCCACCUCAGCCAGGAAUGUCGCUACCAUCUGUGCCAAGUAGCGCAUCGGCAGGUGGUCUGCCAGAUGUGUCCUCUUCAACUCCACCUCCUUCAGUGCCAUCAGUUCCACAUUCUUUACCUCAGAUGCCUCGAGUCCAGCCAACACCAGAUGCAGUUAACGUCCCCCACGUGCCAGUGGGACAUACUACAAGCACUGGUGUUAAAUUGAGUCCAUCUGACAUGAAUAAAGCCCAGAAAUAUUGCAAGUGGGCAGUCUCUGCACUAGACUAUGAAGAUUCAAAAACUGCAAUAGAUAAUCUCCAGAAAGCAUUAAGUCUACUUAAAACAGGAAAGGACAGUUGAGACAAGAGACAGAGCUCUCUAUCUCGUAGUAAUGUCAUUUAUUAUUUUUGGUUAUUUCUGCAAUGAAAAUGUUAAGCCUCGUGUGUGAAAGCAAAUUAAAUUAUGUUUUAUAUCUAUAAUCAGAAUUUAUAUAUAUGUGUGAUAUAGAGUGAGUGAGUGAGUGAGUGAGUGAGUGAGUGAGUGAGUGAGUGAGUGAGUGAGUGAGUGAGUACGUAUGUG